UCGGAGUUUCUUUGGUUUUCUACAUAGUACUGGCUUCCAUAGGAGCUUUCUCGCCAUCAAUCAUGUGACAUAGCCAAGACCACAGAUCCAAACAUUUUCUAGCACAGCAACAAGUACAAUGUCUCUCCCUAACAUUCCAUGCCUUACCAACUCUAAACACAAGUACAACAUCCACCGCUUCCAUCCUCCACCCUCAGACCGACCAGCUCUUCUGCUCUAUAUUCCACCAUGCUAUUAAAACCCCCCCUACCGUCUCCAUCUGCCAUCUUCAGACCAACCUCUCCGGAUCCAAGUCGAAGGUCCCCUAAUAGCACUUUAGAAGCUCCUUCCAAGGGUUUCGUGGCAUACAGCUGAUCACUCACCUCCAUUUCCAUUACCAGGCGGCCCCGAACUGGCGAAGCUGGCGUUUCAAGCAAUAUACCACCGGGAGGUGCAGCCUGACGUCCCUGGGGAUAUGGUCGUUCGUGAUGAGUACACAGGUUGGCUGGAAGCGGCUAGACCACAUGUUAUAAUAGAUUAUUAUAGAGUUACAUUUGACCACCUUGUGCCAAUCGACGAUACCGAUCCAGAAGUCCUACAGAUCAAUAUUUUUGAAAUUAAAGAUGAUGGAGGCAUAUAUACAAACGAGAGCAGCUGUUUUAAGAUCAACCCAGCAGAUUAUACUAGGAAGAAAGUGCUUGCUCUACCGAGAUGCUUAGGGUUAGGGGUUUAUUGUUAGUACUAUUAACAGUACUACCUUUACCUUCUAAGAUACACCU
Amorphotheca resinae ATCC 22711 is the source of this 758-nucleotide messenger RNA. RefSeq lists its product as hypothetical. The coding region runs from base 455 to 718 and encodes 87 amino acids. NCBI's taxonomy places the organism in Eukaryota, Fungi, Ascomycota, Leotiomycetes, Helotiales, Amorphothecaceae. The transcript has 2 exons. The record is from RefSeq and is a predicted model, not a curated record.